AUGGCCGGCGGUUGUUCAUACCUAGUUCGAGACAAUCGAUUCUCCCAAACCACCACACCCGCCGCUUCCGCCCCGUUAAAUGACCGGCAAGCCUACUUCCCGGAGCAACCUAAUAGCAAUGGCUAUCCAAUGGAUGUGAAGGGCAAGCAGCCUUACACAGACAGCAGUCAAUCCACGCAGCCGACGCCUAACGAGACACCCAGAGACUCGAUCGACUUGGAGAAACAAGACGACAAAACCGACACUGCACCGCACGAUCCGCACAAGAAGGACCCAAAUCAGCCAAAGCUCCCAUGGGGCAAGCGACUUCUACACUUCACGUGGGCCUGGUACACGCUGACGAUGAGCACCGGUGGCAUAGCGACGCUCAUUGCUGUCCAGCCCCAUCGUUUCCCCGGGCUUCUGUCCAUCGGGGCCGUGUUCUACGUUGUCAAUCUCAUAUUCUUCGUCGUGCUUUGCGCGACCAUGGCGCUGCGAUUCAUAAAGUUCCCAGGGUCAUUCAAGGAGUCGAUCAUGCACGAACGAGAAGCGCUCUUUAUUUCCACGUUCUUUCUCUCUGUCGCGACGAUCAUCACCGGCACGCAGAAGUACGUCGUGGAGAUGUACGAGGCUGCGCACCCUGUGCGAGGCUGGAUCGUUACGAGCAUGGGCGUCGCGUUCUGGAUCUAUGUCUUCCUCACCUUCUGCCUCGCUGUGUUCCAGUACUCGUUCUUGUUCGCACGGCAUACCUACCUUUUGGUCAAGUUCAUGCCGAGCUGGCUUCUUCCCGUCUUCCCCGUCAUGCUCGCGGGCACCAUCGCGUCGGUCAUCGGAACAGACCAGCCGAUCGGGGCGAGGAUGCCAAUACUGGUCGCUGGUCUUGCGUGCCAGGGACUUGGCUUCACCCUCAGCAUCCUCAUGUAUGCGCAUUACAUCGGUCGCUUGAUGCAAGUCGGCUAUCCCAACCGGGAGCAUCGAGGUGCUAUGUUCAUUGGCGUUGGGCCGCCCUCGUUUACAUGCCUCGCUUUCAUCGGCAUGGCGAAUGCUCUUCCGGACGACUUCGACCUGCAGCGCGACGGACUCUUGGACGGCAACUUAUUGCGCACUCUCGCACUUGUGUCGGCGGUCUUCCUUUGGGUCCUCCAUUCACGACCAGAAUACUUCCACCUCGGCUGGUGGGCCAUGGUCUUCCCCAACACCGGCUUCAUCAUCGCAACCAUCAACAUCGGCAGCAGCCUAAAGGACGAGACUAUUCUGUACGUCGCGAACGGGCUCACUAUCGCCAUCGUGCUCAUGUGGGCGUUCGUCUUGUACCAUAAUGUUCGCGCGGUGGUGGUCGCGGAUAUCAUGUACCCCGGCCGCGACGAGGAUGUGGAAGACUAG
Molecule: messenger RNA, 1362 nt
Organism: Trematosphaeria pertusa
Lineage: Eukaryota; Fungi; Ascomycota; Dothideomycetes; Pleosporales; Trematosphaeriaceae
Exons: 3
Coding region: 1-1362 (453 amino acids)
Biological process (GO): malate transmembrane transport
Cellular component (GO): membrane
Molecular function (GO): malate transmembrane transporter activity
Source: RefSeq, a predicted model, not a curated record